AUGCUCUCCGCGCACCUGCCGCAGGUGGACCAGCGCGUGAUUCCCGCGAAGCGGAGGCUCCCGGGGGCUGCGCGGCAUGGGGGGCGCGGAAGCGAGGCGGGUGGACGGGGGGAGAAGCGAGCGGUGAGGGUCAUAGUGGCAUGGGGUUGGGGUGCCACCGCCGCCGCCGCCGCCGCCGCCUCCGCCGCUGCUGCUGCUGCAAAUCCCGCGAGUGGUGGGGUUGGGAGCGGUGCAGGGGACUUUAGGCGCGUCAGCACAGGCGGUGCUGCAGCAGUGAACUCGUCUGGUGCUGCUGCCUCUGCUAAUGCUAAUGCUGGUGCUCCUUCUGCUGGUGGGGUUGCUCGUGUUGCGGCCGUGGUGUCAGCUGGCGCUGCUGCUGCUGGCGCUGCUGCUGCUGGCGCUGCUGCUGCUACAUCUGGUGCGGCUGGUGGUGACGGGGGGAAGGUGCGAGAUGCGGGGGGGGAAGCUGACGUCAGUGGCGGAUGGGGGCAAGGUGGGGGCAAGGGGUGGUGGGGCCAAGGGGGCUGGGGUGGUGCAGGGGGGAGGGGGGGAGGCGGGGGAGGAGGCAGGGGAGAAGGGGAAGGGGAAGGGGAAGGGGAAGGGGAAGGGGAAGGGGAAGGGGAAGGGGAAGGGGAGGGGGGGAGAGAAGGCGAGAUGGAGAGCAGUGAUGGUUUGUUUGCUGCCAGGCGUAGUUCCAGUGUAAGAGUAGUAUACUGUCCUUCCCGCAUCCCCCCUCCCUACCCACCCCUAUCAUGCGUGCCUUUCCCGUUUCACUGUGUCUUGGAGGUGCAGGGGGAAGGGGGUGAGGAGGAGGAGGAUGAGGUGGAGAGAUUGCGACAGAAAUGGGGGAGGGGGAUGAGGGGAAGAGGGCCGCGAACGGGCCAAUGGGAAGCUGACAAGUGGCAGCGGUGGAGGAGGCAUCGGGAGAGGGUGGAGAGGAUGAGGAUGAGGGAGGAGGCGUUGGAGAGAGCGAGAGAGAGAGUGAGGGAGCGAGUGAGGGAGUUGGAGAGGGAGAGGGAGAGGAGGAGGGCGGAAGGGUUGAGGAGGGCGUGGGAGGAGGCGAUGAAAGGGGAAGGAGGUGGAGGGGGAGGCAACAGAAGAGGGAACGGAGAACGGAGGGGUGCGGAACGGUUCAGUAGUCGCAGUGGCUACAAUCCCCGUAAUGCCUAUUUCAGUGAGUCUUCCUAUGGGGGAGGCGGUGAUAGUGGUGGCUUGGACGAGAAUGCGGAUUAUGACGAGGGGAAUGAGGAGGAGGAGAGGGAGUACCAGGAAUGGCUGAGAGAGAGGAUUCGCAUGCGACGGGCCCAGGAUGAGGCGGAAGAGAGGAGGACAGGGAGGAGAAUCCACACCCAGCAGCAGCAGCAGCAGCAGCAGCAACAGUCGCCCCGGACUCCCUCACCCUCCUCCCCCCACCACGCUCCAUCUUCUCCCCUCCCUGCUUCCACUCCCGCCGCCCCUCCCCCCACCGCCCCCCUCACCCUUGCUUUCUCUGACAUCCCCUGGCCUCCUCCGGGGAACCCUUUGUUUCUGGAGCCUGGAGACGGGCGGGCAGAGGCGGAAAGGAAGAUGAGGCGGGCUCUGCUGGUGUGGCACCCGGAUAAGUUCCGCGCGCACUGCGGGCCGCACUUAGCUAAGAGCGAGCGCGCAAGGAUUGAGGCUGCGGCUGCGGCGGUGGCUGCAGGGGUGAUGCGGCAGCACGCGCAGCAGAAGAGGGCUUGA
Messenger RNA from Closterium sp. Naga37s-1, 1719 nucleotides. Lineage: Eukaryota; Viridiplantae; Streptophyta; Zygnematophyceae; Desmidiales; Closteriaceae. The record is from the annotation of a GenBank genome assembly.